Messenger RNA from Symbiodinium sp. CCMP2456, 3024 nucleotides. The record is from the annotation of a GenBank genome assembly. NCBI's taxonomy places the organism in Eukaryota, Dinophyceae, Suessiales, Symbiodiniaceae.
AUGGUCAUUGGGGUGCCGAAGCCGUUGCCCUGGGAUGGGUUCUUCAGCAAGGCGGACAACUUCAUCAUGUGUGUUACUUCGAUCUUAGUGGCCGGCACCACGCUGAUCCUGACAAAUGCAUUGGUGUGGGUAGUCCUGGGCUCACUCAUCCGACCUGCGGACUUAAUCCCCUAUGCCAUUAUGGUUGCAGCAGUUGCCACGAUGGGCCAUAGCAUGCUUUCCAAGUUCCGUGGCAUGAAGAACUACUGCCAGUCCCAGAUGGUCGACUUGCUCGAUGCGGCCCUGGUCGCCAUCUUCAAGGUCAUGGCAAAAGACAAGACGAUGAUGUCCACGGUGGAGGAUCGGAAAGAGAAGUUCGAAGCCUUGAAGGAUCAGGUUGCCAAACUGCUCCCGGACUUGGACCUACACGUCGGCAAAGCAAUGGAGAAGAUGGUGCGUGCAGGAAGGCACCGCGAAGGGACUGAUGAAUUCCUCAGCAAGCUCCACCUUGACCCCGAAGCGGGCACGCAGACGCAAGUGGUUCCCGCGACGGCUCAGGCUGCCACAGACGCCAAAGUCGAGGCGCAGGACAGCCAAGCCGGCGAACUCCACAUGCAGCCGGCCACGGCAUCGGCAGAACACAAGUCAGCUGACAAGGAGAGGGAGCGGAAGGUGAAGAAGCUCUCCAAACACUUGGCACUCCACUCAAAAACCGUUGAGCUCAUGCUAGACUGCUUUGAAAAUCGGGUGGUCCUCAAGCGCUUGAGUGACAACGCUGCAGCUCACAGCAACAGCUCGGCAUCUACUCUGGCUUCGUUGGUCUCUAUAGCAAGGAGAGACUGUUUGUUUGGACAUUUUCUGAGACCCCUGGAGGCUCCCGGCCUUCCGAAGGAUGCUCCCGAGACAGAGCCGCGAGUGCUGUCGCUCCUGUGCCACUUACAAAAUGAGGAGAUGGAGAGGAUGGACGCGGUCGUUGCGAAGUGUCUGACUCAGUAUCUGAAUUGGCCGCGCAUCGGUCGCGAAGUGGAGUUCUUCUGCUCGCGGACGCUCGUGUCAAGGGUUAUCCUCAAUGCAGUGGAGCGCGAGCUGUCUGUGGUUGUGCAGGGCAGCGCUGCCUCUGAGGUCGUUUUGGGAGCGUACCGCGUCGGCUAUGAGCUUUUCGAGACCAGGUAUAGGACGAAGCCGCUGGAGAUCUUUGCGGAUUGUGGCCUUCUGGACCCCGAUGUUCUCCAAAGGCCACAGGUGCAGUUUAUCCUCAAUGCCGAGAUUGAUGCUCAGCUGCAUGGUGGCGGCUUGACGCCCGGAGCACUAAUUGCAGCUGUGAGGAGCCUUUGCCUUCAUGGAGAGGAGAAGUCGCUGAUGCCGGGAAGCCAGCCGAAAGCAUACUUCUGGUACAAAGGUCUGGUGGCAGUCCUGAAGGAUUUGGGCUGGAGCAGAGAAGAACUGGAGCCUUCAAAAGGUUGGUUGCAGAAUCGGUGGGAUGAGCUGACUGAAAGAUGUGAUCUUUUCGAGUACAGCUCUGCCGAGGAAGUCGUGGCAUUGGUCCUUCGCUUGACGAACGGGGGCUUGUGGAAGGCCGCCACCAAGUCAUUACUCUUGAAGACCGGCAUUUGCGGUUAUGCAAGCUGCCAUGGAGCUGCAGAGAAGGCUGGCAAGUUGGCGAAGGAGCUUGAUGCCUGCGACAUUCUUGAUCUCACUUUUGUAAGCCAGAAGUGCCACUGGCCAGCUGAUGUGACCAAGCUUUGGGAGGAGCAUGCAUGUGCGAGUUCGCCUGAGGGGCCGGUCGUCCUGCCCGUCUCACAGGUGAUGCGAUUCAUGGAAGCCUUGGUCUACGAUCUCGCCGAGGAGAAAACAGAAGAGUCAGGAAAAGAGGCGCGAAGGUUCCUACCUUUGUCGCCUUUCUCCGAGUCCAUGGAGGACCUCGCAUGGCAGAAAGAGUUAGGUCGAAGUCCGGGCCUGUGGCAUGUGCAGCCUUCUGGUCGCCGCAAGCUGCGCGGACUUUGGCUGGAGCUAGUGAUCCAGGUCUUCGACGUGAUGGACUGCAUUCCAACGGACUUGGACCUCUUCUUCCAAUGUCAGGAAGCUACAACGACUCUUGGUGACGUGUCCUUCAUGCUGCAACUGGACAAGUUCAAGGAGUGGCUUAAACGUGACUACUUCUCCCAGCUGACGGAUUGCACCUUCAACCAGUUCAAGGUCAUUGUCCGCGACAUGCUGAAGUGCCACAUUCCGGAGAAGGCUUUGAUGGAACAAGUGUUCGAAGCUUGUCCCGUCAUCCCAGACGAUGACAAGGGUGAGCUCCGAGCCAUCAGCGACCUUGCAGCCGCUCUCUAUGCAUACACAGACCAUGGCUUGUGGUCGGAAGCCUUGCGUCUCGUUGCCAAGCGCCUCCUACCCGCAGGAAACUCCCGAGACUACGCACUGACUCACCUCGAAGAUGAGUUUGAAGCAACUGAUGUUGCGAAGCGAGGCGUCUUGUCUGUCAUGGAGUCGCUGGACUUGCUUCAGAACUUGGCGGUUCCGGGAUUAACUUGUGCCGACCUUGGAAAGCUCUUGGAGAAAGAGCUCGGCCUCGAGGUUCCUCGUGCUGAGCUGCACAAGUACUUCACCACGAUGGAUGUCAAUGGCGAUGGUCUGCUUCAAGACGAGGAGUUCAUUCAGGUGGUUCGAUUCUUGAUGCUGGACUACUAUCCCCACCACAUUCUGAAGCACCUGAACUUGAGUUUGCCACAGAUUGCUCUUUUCAUGAGCGGGGUGUUGGCUGCGAUCGGCGUGGUGUUCCUUCUUGUGACGCUCGUGAUCUCAUUCUUCGAAGUAGGGGAGGACAUCGGAGCAACACUCCAUGGGGGCUUCAGCGGCAUCUUCGGGGUCGUGGGCAAAAGGCUCAGUGACGAAGGCAUUGGCUUUGAAGACACUAUGAAGAACUUAGAGCUCAGGCUGGAGGCGAUGAUGGUCACUGCGCUGGUGACGGUCCUCGGCCUUUCAAAGGAAAUGCAGGAUGUGUUCUCAAAUGUGAUUGCUUCAGCUGAAGCUCGUUUAGUCUAG